GUCCCUGCGUGGGGUGUACACAAUCCGAGGCCCUCCAAUCCUCCUUUCCCAUUUCAUUAUUUUCAUCAAAGUUUCCCUGACAAUAAGACGUCUAUGACAGUUCUUCCUCUUUGCUCUUUCACCCACAGGACAGAGAAAAGUAAGGAUCGAUAUCUGUGCUGAACCCAAUCGUGUAACCUUCAGGCCGAGUCACCUUGAUCUCAGUAAGGACCAGUUUAGAUACAGGGUGGGGAUUGCUAAUAAGUCUGAACGGUGUGUGUGUGUGUGUGUGUGUGUGUGUGUGUUCACAGCCGAGUAAUAUUAGCCACUUUACUGCAGCUUUCAACAGCAUUCUAGCAUUUCGCCUCUCUUCUCUCCACUUUAUUACAUCAACAGUUAGACUUCCUGGCGUGUGAUUAUGACACAAAAUUCAGUAACUGGCAAGACGCAAAGUUAAACAGGCUAGCCAUGAAAAUUCUGGCACGCCCUUACACCAAUACGACUUUCCAAAUACGAGAAAAGACCACUGGCAAAAUAAUAGCAAGAAAUUCUACAGUCACCCCUGCUACAGAACCUGAAGCUAGGGUGAGAAGUCUCCAGUGUGAUUCCAGAAGAUGCACAGCUACCGUGGAAAACAAUUGCGUUAAAUAUAAUGAUUACAAUAUGAAAGUGCAAUUCAUUCUGAAGCCAUCAAGUAAGAAAGUCAAGAAUCCCCUCGUUAAAUACGGUGCCGUCAAUUCUGAGGGAAGAGCAAAGAUAGCAUUAAAAGAUCUGCUGCCCUUUACGAACUACACCGUAACCGCCAACCCUGCCAACGACGUGGGCGCCGCCACCGACCCCUCCCUCUCCAAAGAAACCUCCUUCAUCGCAAUUUCCCAAUGCUAUUGGAAUCCAAGGACUAGGGCAGAGAUCGACGCAAAAACAACCCUGCGCUUCAGUUGGAACGGACUUCGCAGUAACAAUGGCAACCCUGGUUACUACACACUCACAUUCUUGGAUGGAGGAGACAAGAGCACUGUGAAAAAUAUCACCGAUACUGAAAUCAAAUUUGCUCACCUGACUCCAGGCAAAAAGUACAUGUUAGAAGUGAAGGAGUGCUUUACAACAGUGCACUGUGACAUACUGACGACACUUGAAGAAUGGACGGAACCAGAGAAGCCACGAGUGCUGGAAAAGACAGAACUCCAGACGACAACAGACACCACCAUCACCAUCCAGCUGCCCGUCCUGCAGAACCCUCCAGGAAUGCACUGGAUAUUGUUGAGGAAAUACAGCGGCGGCGGCGACGAACAUCACACGAGGAAGCAAGACACUGAGGAGAAAGCACUGGUAGUGGUUCGCACGGAAAGGGAGAAGGAAAGGAAGGAGGCGCAGGCAAAGAGGAGGAAUCGUCGUUCCGCUGAUCCAGGCCAAAACGAUCACUCGUUGCGAAUUGUGGCAAAGAUCGAGGUGGUGGAGGACAAGGACCCCGAGGAGUUAGUGGUGGUGGGAGGCGACUGGCAUGGAGGGAAGGGUCUGGAAAGCGACACUGAGUACAUUGUGUUCAUAGUGACGGAGACCAGGGCAGGUCCCUACAGUGAAUACUUCUCGUGCAAGCUAAGGAUUAUGAGGACAGCGAAUCGCCCUAAAGAGCCCGCUACCUAGGGGGUGACCGUGGCCCUGUGUUCUGCUGCGCUGCUCCUCAUUUGCUUCAUUGCAGCACUGGUGAUCUCUUGUUCUAACACAGGAAGCAGCUUCCGUAGAAGAGUCGUUGUAACCCAGUCAACAAGGAAGGUAAGGCAUGAAGACAGGAUCAUGCGGACCAUAACUAAGGCCAGCAUUCAGAGACCCUUUGUUCUCUCACCACAGCGACUGAGGUGCUGUUAAAGAAGACUACGAUAUGUUAAGACAAGUAGAAUCUACCUGCCAGAUACUAUAUAAUGGUUUAGGGAAUAGACCUGUAUUAGAUAGCUAGUAUACUCAAUAAUUUUGCUCUGUGUUGAUAUCUCUGUUUCCUUAUUCUUGAAAUAAUGAAUAAAAUGCUCAGCAAGCUAUAUUCUCUGUUGACCGUCGUAGCAAACAGUGUUGUGGUGAUCCUUUGCUCGAUGGAUUCUGUUACUACGAAACCGAGUCUUUUGUGUUGAUUCGAGUCUGUACUGGUGAUGGGCACCAAUAAACCUGGUAACUGCUACAUUCCUCACCUUCCCCUGGGCUCACUACACAAAAGGUUUGGUGUCUUCAAAACGAUAAGAGAGGUGUGUUGUAUUU
Messenger RNA from Scylla paramamosain (green mud crab), 2226 nucleotides. RefSeq lists its product as uncharacterized. The record is from RefSeq and is a predicted model, not a curated record. The coding region runs from base 448 to 1623 and encodes 391 amino acids. The transcript has 8 exons. NCBI's taxonomy places the organism in Eukaryota, Metazoa, Arthropoda, Malacostraca, Decapoda, Portunidae. Gene Ontology annotation, molecular function: protein binding.